AUGGCCACCAGCUUUGCCAUGCCCGUGCAACAGUUCACGACAUCUCCUACACAAUAUACCCUCUACAAUCAGCAAUCGCAGCAUUCUCAGCAAACCAGUCCCAUCAACUCAGCCGAAGCGACGCCCAGCAAUGCCUCCCCGACUUCUCCUCGUUCCGCCCUACCGCCUCAUUUCUCUGCGCCUAAUCAACAACUGCGACCACCCAAGUCCCCUCUCUAUGUGCCAGCCGUGCUGCGACCAACAGAUCCUCCCAAGAGAGUCGCCAGAUCCUCGCCCUUGACACCACCACAGAGCAUGCACAGCAGCUUUGACGACCUGGACAACGCGCGAAAAUUGAACCGGCGAUCGACGGAUGACAAGACGUUGACUUUGGGUUCGAUCGUGGAAGCAGAAUGGAGUGAUCAAGGGUUCGGGAAGGUUACGGCAUUGCCAACAAGAGAACACUGGAAGGUAUGUUAGCAAAUAUUCCUUAUGUUUUUCCCACGUUUGCGUGUGACAAAAAGCAAAUUACAAAUAGUUGGGACCGCCGUGAUUCUUAUGCUGAAUGUUGCAAUACCUUGAUGGUGAUUGCGUGCUGAAAGCACGUUAGUGAUCCAUGUCACCAAAAAAAACUCACCCCAUCAAUUGUUAGCUUGGCCAAGGAAGCUUGCAUGUUCGAGUGUUGUUGCUCAUCAGCUUGCUCGUUUAAAUCGGCUCGCAUAUUUUCUGCCUUGUCUCGGACUCAAUUUUUUCGCGUUUCGGCAAAAGAUGCUGACAGCCCUUUUCUUAGCCGGACCCCGAUUCUACUAUCUGCGAUGAGCCCACGUGCAAACGGUCCUUUACAUAUUUCACUCGUCGACAUCAUUGCCGGCGCUGUGGGAACAUCUUCUGCGACCUACACUCAAUGUAUAAUACUCCUCUUGAUCAAGAUGCCAAUUACCAUCCUCGAGGCUUCCGAAGUCGAUCGUGUGAACAUUGUUGGCACGAAUAUCGAAGUUGGCAAUUGGCACGAUCAAGUCGAUCAAACAGUGAGAGUUCUCACGAUGAACCAACUACACCAACCGUUAGCUGCGCUGGCAAUGCUGCUCGUAAUGCUCUAGGAGGUGUUUUUGGACAAAAGAUUUCGGGAUUACCCGAAAGUCUGGCAGCCAGUGUACCACGAGACUGGAACUGGAGCACGUUUUGA
Hymenoscyphus albidus is the source of this 1165-nucleotide messenger RNA. The record is from the annotation of a GenBank genome assembly. NCBI's taxonomy places the organism in Eukaryota, Fungi, Ascomycota, Leotiomycetes, Helotiales, Helotiaceae.